Cuculus canorus (common cuckoo) is the source of this 3259-nucleotide messenger RNA. It is a transcript of the gene LRRC38, whose product is annotated as leucine rich repeat containing 38. Gene Ontology annotation, molecular function: voltage-gated potassium channel activity; potassium channel activator activity; transmembrane transporter binding. Bases 22 to 1026 code for a protein of 334 amino acids. NCBI's taxonomy places the organism in Eukaryota, Metazoa, Chordata, Aves, Cuculiformes, Cuculidae. The record is from RefSeq and is a predicted model, not a curated record. Gene Ontology annotation, cellular component: voltage-gated potassium channel complex. The transcript has 2 exons.
GCUGCUGCUAUCGGAUCUGUGAUGAUAUGUGAUCUCCUGGAUACAAUCACACACACACACACAAGUACCAGGCACUGCUGCUCAGCUGAGCAAAAUGUCUUUCUCUUAGAGGUGGUGCUCAUCACAGCUUUCAGAUCCUUGACGAUGUUGCCAUGCUUUCCUCUCUGCCUUCUGCCUUUUUCUGUCUUUGCCUGCCUGCUUUUCUUACCCGGGGCUCGCCUUUGCCCUGCUGUCUGUAGCUGUAUGGACUACCACACCAUAGAUUGCCGGGAUCAAGGACUCCCAAGUGUUCCUAAUCAAUUUCCAUUGGAUGUACGGAAACUUCUUAUAGCUGAUAACAACAUUCAGGCGAUACCGGCUGAUUUCUUUAUAUUUUAUGGUGAUCUGGUUUAUUUGGACUUCAGGAAUAACUCCCUCACCUCUUUAGAAGAGGGCACUUUUAGCAGUUCUACCAAACUGGUUUAUUUAGACUUAAGCUACAACAAUUUAACACAGCUUGAUGCUGGGAUAUUCAAAUCAGCAGAAAAACUGAUAAAAUUGAGCCUUGGAAACAAUAACCUGGUGGACGUGGAUGAGGCUGCUUUUGAGAACCUGGAACAGCUCCAAGUGUUAGAACUGAAUGACAAUAACUUACAGAGCCUCAAUGUGGCAGCCCUAGAAGCGCUUCCCUCCCUGCGGACUAUACGCUUAGAGGGCAACCCUUGGGUCUGUGACUGUGACUUUGCCAAUCUUUUCAGCUGGAUACAGGACAAUGCAUCCAAGCUCCAGAAAGGUCUCCAUGAAAUCCAGUGUUCCCUGCCUAUAGAAAACAGAAGAAUCUUUCUGAAUGAGUUGUCUGAGGUCAGCUUUAGUGAAUGCAAAUUUAGUUUAUCAUUGACGGACCUUUUUAUCAUCAUCUUCUCUGGAGUCGCAGUUUCUAUUGCUGCUAUUCUGUCAAGCUUCUUCUUAGCAACUCUAGUGCACUGCUUCCAAAGAUGUGCGCCCAGUAAGGAUGACGAUGAUGAUGAAGACGACAGUGAGGACUGAACUUCAUCUGUAUGCUUGAGUUUCUUUGGUUUAUUAGUUACUAGAUCAUCAGCCAAAGUCUUAGGAAGAAAACAAGUAGAGUAAAAGCUUUAAACAUGAAUUAAAUUAAAUCAUAACUUGCAAAGAUCCAUUCUAAUGUCAUGAUGGUCGCAGGUAGGAAUGGCAGUUUGUCCCUGAGACUGUUAGCUGUGCUUCCAUAGGUAACCGAAUGCAACGAGGCUGGGUUAAUUUCUAUGAUCCUUAAUUAAACACUGCAUUGAAAUUUGACGAUUGGAGGAAAAAGAAGAAAGGCAACAAAAAGUUUCAGUGUUUUAAAGACAAGCUCACAGCUUCCAGAUGAUGCUUACAGCUACCUGUCAGUGCUCAACAGCUUGUUCUAGAUGCACUACAAAAAGGGAUGGGUGGAUGGAGGCAUUAGUGACCUUCCAGUACCUGAAGGGGUUGCAAGAAAGCUGAGGAGGGACUGUUUACAAAGGCUUGUGGUGGUAGGAUGAGAGGCAAUGGGUGUGAACCGGAGAGGGGCAGACUUAGACGAGACAUAAGGAGGAAUUUCUUCAAGAUGGGAGUGGUGAGGCCCUGGCCCAGGUUGCCCAGGGAAGCUGUGGCUGCCCCAUCCCUGGAGGUGUUCCAGGCCAGGUUGGAUGGGCCUUGGGCAGCCUGAGCCAGUGGGAGGUGUCCCUGCCCAUGGCAGGGGGUUGGAACUGGAUGGGCUUUAAGGUCCCUUCCAACCCAUUCUGUGAUUUCAGCUAGAGAAUACAAAAGCAAUUUAAAAUAGCAUCCUUCCUAGAUCUAGGCAGUGGAAGAUUCUGUUGAGCUCACACAACUUUCUAAGUAACAAAACGCAAUUAAAAUAGAACUGUUGAAAGCAUUAUAGGAGGGUUAGCAUUUUCUCUGUUUCAUGAGAGCAGUUGCAGGCAUCAUUCAGCCAAAAAAUUUUUUUCUAUAAGCAAGUAUGAUUCUAGAUCUGAGUCAUCCACUGCAGCUGCCUGGCACCUCUUUGGUCGUGGCACAAAUACUAAAUAUAACAUUCUUUUGCUUUUUUAGAUGCAAUGAAGUAGAGGAUUUCCCUUCACUGUAAUGCUAGGCACAAAUAACCCUUGCAGUAUCCAGUCCGUUUAGUUAUUUUAAACCACUAAGGGCUAUAUUCUGCUCCUGAUUACACCAGAGUAACACAACUGAAGUGAACACCCUGAUCCAAACUGGCAACAAGAGUGGAAUCUGGCCCAAGAUGUUUCUGACUGUAUUACAGAUUUGUCAAAACUUAAGCUCUUCUAUAUAAUGGUAGAUAUUUUUGUUAGAAUUAAAAGAGACAUUUAUUACAAGACAUUUUUGGAAUAGUGCUGGACCAGCUUUUUAGGAUAAGUAUAUUUUUAAAAUAUUUGUAAUGGAAAUAUUUUUUUAAAGCUCUGUGUAUUUAAAGUAUUAUUUAGAGUAGCUGUGAGGGCUUAAAGUAAUAAAUAACAGUAAUAAAUAAUCUAAGGACUGUAUGCUCUUAUGAAAGAAUUAGAUCCGAUAAAAAUAGCAUCUGUUUAACUACUGUAAAUGCUAUUAUUUCUUAAAAAACACUUUUUGGUUACAGGAUUGCCUUGCUCAGAUAAUAUGAAUGAUCUGUUACAGACAAUUAGCUCCACACAUUUUGUAUCUGUUAUGAUAGUUGUCCAGGGGAGAAUCACACUGAGUGUUCAGGGGUGACACAGUCCGGUCGAGAGGGUUGGGAUGCAGCGCUCUGGGGUGUCGUCCCCGUCUGGCAGCGAUCAGCUAGGAGACCUUCAGCACAUCACUCUGCCUGUGCCUCGGUUUCACUACCUAUAAAAUGAAGACCAUAAUAGCUAUUUAUCUUUUCCAAGUGCUUUGAGAUGCGCAAUUCAGGGCACCAUACUGGGGCUGUGUAUAAUGAUUCUGCGUGUUAGGCUGAAGCAGAUGUCAUGCAGCAGGUCUAAUCCGAUCUCCUAUCAGCACGGCUUCACUGACAUCAGUGGAGUUACUCCACUGGCUAACAGUUUGCACCAUGCCGAGGUCAAAACCAGGACAAUUUAUUGUUUAUUUCUAUUAGCUCUGCAGCUUAUUCAACGCAACGUAAUGCUACCGUUGUUAAGAUUAUUAUUUCUGAAAACACACCGAAACAGAGUUAAGUAGGACAGUGAGAGGAUAUUCUGUAUUGAUACUGUCUUAUUCUAUUCUGGUUCUUUGAAGAGAAAUGAAAUGACAUGAUUUUCACAGUGUAGUGCCAUGA